CACACUUGCGGCUUGCCGAUACGACACGGCCGUGUAACUACUUUCUUGGUGUUCCAUCCAGUUUAAAUGGAGAAAUAUUCCAAAAGAAAAGACAAAAGGCAAUACAUAAAUUAUUCUCCUUGUUAUCAACUACAUAAGACUAAUAAUCCAAUAUAUACUUCUCCUUCUCCUUCUCCUUGUUAAUCAACCUGAUCGAUUAGUUUUCGACCGUCAGAUCAUGGAUCCCUCCGGAAAAGAAGUGGUACUAAUCACGGGGUGUUCGGCCGGAGGCAUCGGCCACGCGCUGGCCCGCGCUUUCGCCGACAACAACUGCCUGGUUGUGGCGACGAGCAGGUCCCGGGGUUCAAUGGCAGAUCUGGAGCAGGACCCCACCAGGUUCUUCCUCCAAGAACUGGAUGUUCUCUCCGACACCAGUGUACAACACGUGCUUUCCACUGUUCUGGACAAGUACGGUCGGAUUGAUGUUCUCGUAAACAACGCUGGAGUUGGGUGUGUAGCCCCCCUUGCUGAGAUCCCUCUCUCUGCUCUCCAACACACUUUCAAUACCAAUGUAUUUGGUUCUAUGCGGUUGGUUCAAGCUGUUGUUCCUCACAUGGCAUCCAGGAGAAAGGGAAAGAUUGUAAAUGUUGGAAGCAUAGCUGCUAUGGCUCCUGGACCAUGGACUGGUGCUUAUAUUGCAUCCAAAGCUGCUCUGCAUGCACUCACCGAUACAUUGAGAUUGGAACUCAGACCAUUAGGGAUCGAUGUUAUUAAUGUUGUCCCAGGAGCUGUUAGGUCCAACAUAGCAGAUUCUACCAUGUCCGCCUACAACCGGAUGCCUGAGUGGAAAUUAUACAAGCCUUUUGAAGCAGCCAUCCGAGAGACAGGCUAUUUUUCACAAGGAACGAAGACAACCCCUACAGAGGAGUUUGCUAACAAGACUGUGGCUGCUGUGCUGAAGAAGAAUCCGCCGGCCUGGUUCUCCUAUGGCCAUUACUCCACCAUCAUGGCCAUCAUGCACCAUCUGCCACUCUUUAUUAGAGAUUUUUUCAUAAGGAUAGCAUUGAAAUGUUGAGUUGUACCUUUUGCGGGUCAUUAUGGCUCGUAAAUGGGUCGACCUGCCAACCUAUUUUGCCACAUCUAGUCGUACCUAGGACAAAGAAAUAAGAGUAAGGUCCGAUGGGCGCUAUCUUAUUAGUCCAAUGGAAUGAGAGUUGAAUAUGUAGA
Molecule: messenger RNA, 1206 nt
Organism: Corylus avellana
Lineage: Eukaryota; Viridiplantae; Streptophyta; Magnoliopsida; Fagales; Betulaceae
Product: short-chain dehydrogenase RED1-like
Cellular component (GO): endoplasmic reticulum
Source: RefSeq, a predicted model, not a curated record